UGGCUGCUCAAUUCCAACGCGGACUUCGAACGGGGAGCUUACGCGUAUAUCAAUUGUUUUUAUUGCCGAUUAGGAGUUUCCGUUGGCGUUCGUCGCAGUUAUCGGUCGGUAUUAAACACGCGUUUAUUUUACGUACUAAGUUAUGUGCAAGCUUCGCGUCGAAAAUAUCAAAUUUGUCUAAUAGGAAAACUGUUACUUUCCAGCAGGAGCAUAAUUUUGAAACUUAUAAAGAUGAAGUGAAAAUAAAGCUGAUAAUAUUGUGAGAUUUACAUGUUACCAGGGUACGCGACGGGUUAAAAAAUAAAAUAAAGAAGAAAAUGUAAAGUGGAAUAAAACUAAAAAAACAAAAUAACUACUUUCAUUGACAUUUAAGUUCAGUGUUGUACAAAUUCUUAACUGAGAAACUAUCAAGUUUCGAAAGUAAAAACGAUACUAUGAAAAAUUAUUGAAAAACUAAUGGGAAAUUCUCAAAACUCGUAGAUAAGCGAUCUGUUCAAAUUUGUGCGUAACUACCCCAAACUACUGCAAAAUAAUAUUUAACUUCAUCUGCGAAAUACCAGUAAAGACACAGCAGCAGCCGUAAUUUAAAAAUUUAACAAAGUGAAAAGUUGUCUGUCUGCAUUGUCAUUAUUUAUAAAAUUUAUGUGAUCGAGUGCCACAUUAUGCUACCCCAGACUAGUGGUAAAUUUAUAUAUUUGCGCCGCAAUCAUACACUGCCGCCUCAUUGACCGAUCAACUGAGCAUAUCUAGUUCAAUACAUAACGGUUGCCUAGAGUUCAGUUGUCACCGGCGGGGAACUAACCGAACGCCAUCAACUCACUAAUACCAUCAUCUGCUCGCGCUGAAUGCGGUACAACACAUAGUAUUUGUAGUAGCAGUGCGCUUUAUUGUCGGCCGGCAACUGAGCUAACAGCAAAAAAAAAAAACAUAACAUCUGUGUGUACCGACCAAUAACAAUUAGUCACCCGAAUAUCCGCUACAGGAAUUGUGGAGCCAAAGUUGAAAAUUACAACCUGCAAACUGCGGCGACGGCGACGGCAUUUAGUGGCAAUUGUGACGAUCUCGUUUGAUUUAUGGCUGCAUGCGUUUUGUUGGACCGUUGUAUUUAUAAGUUGUUUAUGAUUAUGUUAUAAUCAAUGCUUUUUAUAGUGAAUGAAGUGCAUAGUUAACACUGAAUUUGGUGGAACAAAAUACUGUGACAAUUUUAAAAGUAAUGUAUAAUUAUAACAAUUAUAUAAUUGGAAAUUUAAACUGAAGCCGAUUAAAAGAUAAUACAUCGUACAUGAUCAACGUACACUAACAACGUUUCAUCUACAUCAGUGCAGUCGUUUUACUUAGAUAUUUAAAAAGCUGUAAACACGAAUUGACUGGCUUGAAAAUUUUGCGCUUACCUCAGCUCCUAAAUAAACCGACAACAUGGAUCCCGACUGUUUUGCAAUGUCUUCAUAUCAGUUCGUCAAUUCGCUCGCCUCUUGCUAUCCCCAACAAAUCAACCCUCAGCAAAAUCAUGCAGGGAACCCCACCGGCGGAGCAAGUGUCACAAACAGUACUGGCGGCCCUGGAACGAGUGGCGGUGGCAGUGGUUCCGGAGGACAAAGCAAUUCUAGUGCUGGCACUCCUGGCGGCAAUGAUUACUUUCCAACUGCCGCUGCCUAUUCACCAAAUCUGUACCCAAAUACACCACAAUCCCACUAUGCCAACCAGGCGGCGUACAGUUUAGGUGGGACAGGAGGAGGUGGACAACAAAAUCCCGACAUGGUGGACUACACUCAGUUGCAGCCGCAACGAUUGCUUCUACAACAACAGCAACAACAUGUGCAUGCGACGGCGCAACAUGCCGCUCAACAGCAACAAUCACAUCCGCAACAACAACAGCACCAGCAGCAACAACCAGCGCAACAACAAACCAAUCUUAUUUGCAAAUACGCCAAUGAUCCCUCAACGCCCACCGGCAACAAUAACAACACCAACACCAGCAACAACAACACAAACACUCAAUCUUUAGCCAGUCCACAAGAUCUGUCGACGCGGGAGAUCUCACCGAAACUGUCACCUACGUCAGUGGUGGAGAGUGUGGCAAGAUCGCUAAACAAAAGUGUUUUAAGCGGCAAUCUGGCCGCGGCAGCAGCGGCGGCCAACAUAACAAACAAUCAUGGCGGUGUAGGUGGCGGCGGCGGGUCUGGCGUGAAUGUCAACGUCAAUGUGAAUGUGCCAAUGCACAGUCCUGGAGGUGGGGACUCCGACUCGGAAAGCGAUAGCGGCAACGAGGCUGGUAGUAGUCAAAAUAGUGGAAACUGCAAGAAAAACCCACCUCAGAUUUAUCCGUGGAUGAAGAGGGUACAUUUAGGACAAAGUACUGUUAAUGCCAAUGGCGAGACGAAGCGACAACGGACCUCAUAUACCCGCUAUCAGACGUUAGAGCUGGAGAAAGAAUUUCAUUUUAAUCGAUACCUGACCCGCCGAAGGCGCAUUGAAAUCGCGCACGCGCUAUGCCUCACCGAACGACAGAUCAAGAUCUGGUUCCAGAAUCGUCGCAUGAAAUGGAAAAAAGAGCACAAGAUGGCUUCUAUGAAUAUUGUACCAUAUCACAUGGGUCCAUACGGUCACCCUUACCAUCAAUUCGAUAUUCAUCCGUCACAAUUCGCCCAUUUGAGUGCAUAGGACGCGUGGCACUUUUCGGGUACUGGUUAGAGACUCAAUCAGUUGUAUCAGGAACCAUAUCAGACGGCGGCAGCAGCUAGUGUAGCAGCUGGCGGAUAUCAGACACAAAACACACAAGACUCCAGCAUGGCCCUGGGCGGUGGUGCAGGCGUCGGCGUAGGGGUUGGGGUCGGUACGGGCGGCGGUAAUUCACUGUUCGCUUCAGCGGCCGCCUCCAAUUCUGAAUGUGUCAAAUAUCCACAAGAGUUCUGAUCUCAAAUUAUCUUCAGAGAACAUCCACAGCAAUUGCAACUACAACAAGAGCACGAGCAUCAACAACAACACCAAUACCAGCAACAACAUUUAGAACAACACUCGCUGCAUCAUCAUCUCAUCAACCAGACCGAACGUAAUCCCAUUCUUCAACUAUGCGAAGAAAAAGAUUUGUGCGAAGAUGCAGAAACAACGACAGAACUGGAGUUCAAAGACGAAAUCGUUGGUGGUGGUUGUAACAUGUAUUGUUGCUGAGAGAUGCUAAUGUUGUUGUUGCAAUAAAACUGUAGAUGUUUUCGAGACUGCUGCAGUAGCUGCUGCUAGCGACUGCUAACAACAAGAACAACGAUGAUAAUUUCUGAAUGCAACUGAUUUGUGCUAAGCAAGCAACGAGCCUCUAAAUAUGAAUAUGGCUUUCGUGGAGAUUUGGCAAAUAACGCCGAAACUUCCGAGAGUGGCUCGUGCAGGUUUAUGAUACUGGUCAGCAACAGAGGAAUUUCAAAGCGUUUUUUCGUUUCAUUUUGAAUCUUGUAAAUUCGUGAUGUGCACGUUGAAACUCCUCUCUUUAUCAUUUAUAAGUACCUCAAUGGACUGACAAAGCUUUAAACUGAAGACUUUGCAUUUCGUCCUCUUUUUCGUGAAAUUGCGAAAACCGUCCAGUAUGAUAAACCGCUAUAUUCUCUAAGCAGUAUUCGAAAAGCAACUAGUUCUAAGUAAACAAUCAGCACUGCCGUCCGCUCAAUUACUGAGGUGAAUGAUAGAAUUCGAAAUUUUAAAUAUUCGAAAAAUGUUUUAUCAAACAUAUGUAUUUGUAUUUUAUUUAUUAGUGAAGGGCAAAAAAUGCUUUGGCAUCGGCGGCAGUGCUGAAUUUAGUGUAAAUGUAGUUUAAUCUCCAAACAUUGUACAGACUAAUACAGUACUCCACAAACUGUCUCAGAAACUUUUUUGGUUAUUUUUUUGUUUUAUGUUUUCUGAUCAUAUUAGCCUCAGCACCUCAGCACCUCUCAAACUUCAGCGAUUCAAAAAACACUUGAGAAUUGUUGAAAUGUUGAAAGGUGUUGCGACAACUUUUGAAGAGACAAAAUCUUGUUGAAUGCGCAACAGUACUUAAUUUCAUUUAAUACAAAUAUAAUACCAUAAUUAAAAUACACAAUAGCACUAUAUUAAAAAUAUUAUUAUUUGUUAGCGUACUCAUCUUUGUACAAAUCAUAUGUUUGUCAUGUAAAAUUAUGUUCAUGUUUGUAUAUAUUAAAAUUAUCUGUUUGAAUUUUGAAUUUUUUAUAAUAUAGCUUUACAUUGUUUUUGUUGACUCUGAACUUUUAAGCAUUUCCGGGCACUAGCAAAAUUUGCAACUGAACUUAACUAGCACGUGAUUUUAGAAAACUUUUAUUAAUAAUAAACAUUAAUUUAUAACCCAAUAACAAAACAAAUUCGGGGAAAACAGGACAUUUUUAGUAGUCAAUAAGACACAAGUUAAACACCUACUGCAAAUACAAAUCUGUACUGAUAUUGAAACCUAUAAACUUUUGCAAGAAAUCAUAAAUUUUGCUCUUGUGUAAAUUUUUGAUAUUAUUCUUAUUUCGUUUGUUAUUAGUCUUAUUAGCAAAUAUGAAGUUUCCAAACAUGAAAACUUUAUUUACUUUGGCGCAACACCAGACUCACAUGGAAAUUAUAAAAAUAUAUAUUUUUACUUAAACUUCAAACUUCACACUCUACUUGCAAAGGCAUUUGUAACGAUACAUACU
Zeugodacus cucurbitae (melon fly) is the source of this 4658-nucleotide messenger RNA. RefSeq names its product homeotic protein Sex combs reduced (gene Scr). The record is from RefSeq and is a predicted model, not a curated record. Gene Ontology annotation, molecular function: RNA polymerase II cis-regulatory region sequence-specific DNA binding; DNA-binding transcription factor activity, RNA polymerase II-specific. The transcript has 4 exons. Gene Ontology annotation, biological process: anterior/posterior pattern specification; regulation of transcription by RNA polymerase II. The coding region runs from base 1417 to 2661 and encodes 414 amino acids. Gene Ontology annotation, cellular component: nucleus. Lineage: Eukaryota; Metazoa; Arthropoda; Insecta; Diptera; Tephritidae.